This is a messenger RNA of Nanorana parkeri, 1857 nucleotides long. RefSeq lists its product as uncharacterized. The transcript has 4 exons. Lineage: Eukaryota; Metazoa; Chordata; Amphibia; Anura; Dicroglossidae. The coding region runs from base 1 to 1857 and encodes 618 amino acids. The record is from RefSeq and is a predicted model, not a curated record.
AUGGAGCUGCGUGUGCUGGUGUUGCUGCUGGUGAUCCCGGGGUCUCUCGCACAGGAAGACUUGGAGGGUAAAAUGUUCCUCUUCCCCAAAGAAACAAACACAGCCCAUGUCAUUCUGAGACCCACAAUCACAAAUCCAUUGCAGAAGGUCAGCGUCUGUCUACGUUCUUAUACGGAUCUUUCUCGCCACUAUACUCCGUUCUCUCUUGCCACUCCCGGGAAGGACAAUGCCUUUCUAAUCUACUUACAGCCUCCAAACACUUGUUCUGUAUUUAUAAACCAGGAGGAGAUUGUGUUUAAGACAGACUCGGAGUCUCUGGACUGGAGACACACCUGUGUGGCCUGGGACUCCAACACUGGAGAGGUCCAGCUUUGGGUCAAUGGGAAGCUCUACCCCGGAGGAGUCGCCAUGAAAGGCUCUUCUAUCGCGGCUGAAACCAGCAUUGUUCUGGGACAGGAACAAGAUACUUUUGGUGGAACGUUUGAUGCUUCUCAGUCAUUGGUUGGAGAAAUAAGUGACGUCCACAUGUGGGAUGAUGUGCUGACACCAGAAGACAUCCAGAUGGUCAUCUCUGGGGAUCUCCAUGGAAAUGUCAUCAACUGGAAAUCUCUGUCCUAUGAAAUUAAAGGAGACGUUCUUGUCAAGCCGAAGGUUCUGCACUUGGAGGGUAAAAUGUUUGUCUUCCCCAAAGAAAUAAGCUCAGCCCAUGUCAUUCUGAGACCCACAAUCACAAAUCCAUUGCAGAAGGUCACCACGUGUCUAAAUACCUACAGUGAACUUUCACGCCCCUAUUCCCUCUUCUCGUACGCUACUCCAAGUUACAUUGCUGCUUUUCUAAUAGUCUUAUGGACUCCGAACACCUAUUCUGUAUAUAUAAACCAGGAGGAAAGUGUUUUCACAACAGACUCAGAGCCCAUGGACUGGAGACACACCUGUGUGACCUGGGACUCCAGCACUGGAGAGGUCCAACUUUGGGUCAAUGGGAAGCUCUACCCCGGAGGAGCCGCCAUGAAAGGAUCUUCUAUCGCGGCUGAAACCAGCAUUGUUCUGGGACAGGCACAAUAUUCUUUUGGUGGAACGUUUGGUGCUUCUCAGUCAUUGGUUGGAGAAAUAAGUGACGUCCACAUGUGGGAUGAUGUCCUGACACCAGAAGACAUCCAGAAGGUCGUCUCUGGGGAUCUCCAUGGAAAUGUCAUCAACUGGAAGUCUCUAAUCUGUGAAAUUAAAGGGGAAGUUCUUGUCAAGCCGAAAGUUCUGCACUUGGAGAGUAAAGUCUUCGUCUUCCCCAAAGAAACAAACACAGCCCAUGUCAUUCUGAGACCCACAAUCACAAAUCCAUUGCAGAAGGUCAGCGUCUGUCUACGUUCUUAUACGGAUCUUUCUCGCCACUAUACUCCGUUCUCUCUUGCCACUCCCGGGAAGGACAAUGCCUUUCUAAUCUACUUACAGCCUCCAAACACUUGUUCUGUAUUUAUAAACCAGGAGGAGAUUGUGUUUAAGACAGACUCGGAGUCUCUGGACUGGAGACACACCUGUGUGACCUGGGACUCCAGCACCGGGGUGGUCCAACUUUGGGUCAAUGGGAAGCUCUACCCCAGAAGAGUCUCCAGGAAAGGAUCUUCUAUCGCGGCUGAAACCAGCAUUGUUCUGGGACAGGAACAAGAUUCUUUUGGUGGAGGGUUUGAGGCUUCUCAGUCAUUGGUUGGAGAAAUAAGUGACGUCCACAUGUGGGAUUAUGUCCUGACAUCAAGGGACGUCCAGAGGGUCACCUAUGGCGAACUCUAUGGAAAUGUCAUCAAUUGGAAGUCUCUGCUCUGUGAGAUGAAGGGAGAAGUUCUUGUCCAGCUCAAACCUUAG